GGAUGGAUCCCCAUAAUAGGGUGGAAAAAGGUUGUCUAAAUAAAUAUAUCCACAAAACAUUAAAAUAGUCUGAACAGAGUUUAACAUCUCUAAUGAGGACCUGAAGUACUGUAGUAAGAGAAGCUGAAAUCAUGUCUAAAAAGAUGGUUGUGACCCAGCCCAGGCCCUACAUCAUGAACAGUGGAUCUGGCCAGUGGACCUCUGACAUCUGUGACUGCUUGGACGACCUGCCUCAAUGUUGUCUCACCUUUUGGUGUUUACCCUGCUUCGAAUGUAAGACAGCACAUGAGGCCGGGGAGUGUGUAUGUUUACCUCUGCUGGACGGUUUUGGAUUGAUCCCUCCUAUAGGCACCUCCCUCAGAGUGUCAAUACGUCAACGAUAUGGCAUUGAGGGUACCAUCUGCAAUGACUGUGUGUACGCCUGCUGCUGCGGGCCCUGCAGCUGGUGUCAAAUUGCACGAGAGAUCAAAACCAGGGCGAAUCCCAUCACCUUCGUCAGUAUGGCGUCCUAAGCAACACAACAAAAUGCCUCUGCGGAAUGUCACUUAGCAACUGAUUAAAGAUUUGCACCUGAAAGCCAUAAAUGUUGCACAACUUAACGACAGAGAGGAGAGAUAAGCAGACACUUGGCCUCACUGACAGAUAUUAAAGACAACCAGCAAGUGAUUUGUAGAAGUGAACCAAUAAUUAUUCUGGUUACAUUUAGGAGAGUUACUAUUGCUUUUGAUUUAGCAGAAAUCUACAUUUUUAUUGUACCACUGUUUUCGAACCAUUUUCAAGAUAUGUAUUGUGUACGUUCAAUUUUGAAUGUUAAA
Molecule: messenger RNA, 815 nt
Organism: Gymnodraco acuticeps
Lineage: Eukaryota; Metazoa; Chordata; Actinopteri; Perciformes; Bathydraconidae
Product: cornifelin homolog A-like
Exons: 4
Coding region: 132-512 (126 amino acids)
Source: RefSeq, a predicted model, not a curated record